AUGUCGACUCCAGUGCAACCGUCCUCUCCGCCAAGUACGCCCACAAAAAAAAGCGCCCGCUCGUUCUCGGGCCAAACGACCGCCGCGAACACUGCGUGCAUCUGCGGAAAUGUUCCGAUUGGUAAUCGACUCAAAAAUUGUGAUAUUGACCAUUUCGAGCGGGUUUCUUUUCAGCACUUUCUGCGAACACUCUUGCGGACACGCUCAAAGUUUCGCCGCUUUACAAGCAACAAGAGUGAGUUUUCAACGGAUCAUUCUUUCUCACAAACAUCGUCUUGUUCAUCAUCAUUUCACGGAACCCCAGCCCCUUCCAAUAAGAAAUUCCCUUGGCGCAAUUCACGUGCGCUAAACAAGGCGCGUAACGCGUAAUUUCGGAGCGUCGUUGUAGAGUUUCUCAUUUCAAUUUUCCCUUUUUUUGCAUUAUCCCCAUCUUUUCAGAACCAAUCAGUGUCAAAACUUAUGAUAAUGAUUAGAAAUGAAUAAAAAUAAAAUUUUAACUGCUUCGUCAUCAAUUUCGAAACGUUUUAUGUGAAAAUUACAGAAUUUUUUUCCUGUUGGAAUCGAAAAUUUGCCUCAAUUAUCUCAAUUCUGUAUAUUUUUCGACGGUUGAGCGCUUAAAAGAUGCGCAAUAAACUCCUUGUUGACUGGACGGUUCGAAUGCCAGUGUCCGAACUCGAUUCGGCAAAUAAUCGUUAAAACUCCGUUUUCUUUUCCGUAGUUUUCGACAAAAUCCCUCAAUUUGGUCAAUUCUGAACGAAUCUGCUCCGUUUCGCUCUUAAAUCGAUGCUUUUAACUCACACAAUCGCCCCACGGUUCGCAAAGAACAAAAUUUGAGUGUUUAUUAAGAGAAAAACGAAAGAAUUCUGGGUUUCAAUUGAAAAAAGAAACUCCGAGCCGACGGUGGAUGCAAGCGCGCCCCAUUGACAACUUGUUUGCGCAUUGGAAUGCUGGGGUUCCGUACAUUUUUCUUCUGCUCUACUAGAAUUAUAAACAAAACAAUGUUUACUAUAUUUCAGUUCGGCGCGAUGGAACGCGGCCGCCCAAGUGUACCGCACUUCGCGGGCCGUCUCGCCGACUUUGGAAGAAAAGGAAAAGUUUGCGUUCGAUGUGACCAACACGUAUAUUAAUCAGAUGAUCAGCCCGAAAAUGUCCAUUCCCAAGUGAGCGUGCGGCUGAUUUUGUCCCAUUUUUUGAUUUUUUACAGAACACCGAUUUCGCUGGAAGAAAUUGCGGAUAUGAAUAGAAAGCGGCACGAAGUGGUGGGUCACUUUACUCAAAACGAUUUAUCUCAGCAGCGGGUUGAGAUAUCAAAUAGUUGUCAACUAAUGAAAUGUUCAUCAGGAAAUUUUGUACAUUUUUUCUGUUGACCACAUUUCGAUAUCUCUACAAACAGCUGAGAUACAAACACACACGUUUAUUGUCAAAUUUCCAGGAGGGGGGAGUGAUUUCUCCGCGCGGAGGCGUCGGUCCCUUGGAGUUGGAGGCUAUUGCGGCCGUGCACGAGUUGGCGCAUGAAGUGCAGGACAUAAGUGUGUCCGAGAUGCUUCCGAGGACCAGUGAUCUCAUUUUUGUGAACGUCAAAACGCAGGAAGGUCAGCUCUAGUCGCUUUUUCAUUUUUCUGCUCACCAAUAGUUUUGCGAAGAGGUCUGUAAUGGUUUUUCUGUUGCAACUAGACGAUAAACACAGUUUGAAACGAGUUUUCGAUGAGAUUUCGCUAUGAUCGAUGAUGAAAAGUAUCCUGCAGGCUCCCCGUACACCCUGGAGUUGACGAUGAAGGGCUGGCGAAUCGCCUCCUCGCACACGGACUGUAUGAACGGCGAUUAUACCAAAGUACGUUUCUGUUCUCUGUUGAAAAUCUGAAAAUCGUGUCAAACCAGGUCCAAAUAACGUUUUUUCAGAUCUCUCUGCACACAAAGUACUACCGUAACGCCCGCGAACUGCUCAAAUUCAUCUCGCCGGACCACACGACUCGUUUCAAUGAAUGCGUCGCCGAAAAGUUGAAUAGACUCGCUCAGGUACCGUAAUCUCAUGUCUAAUCGCUUUUAAAGACUGAUUUUCAGGUUGCUCAGUAG
This is a messenger RNA of Caenorhabditis sp. 36 PRJEB53466, 2073 nucleotides long. NCBI's taxonomy places the organism in Eukaryota, Metazoa, Nematoda, Chromadorea, Rhabditida, Rhabditidae. The record is from the annotation of a GenBank genome assembly.